Molecule: messenger RNA, 1170 nt
Organism: Trypanosoma cruzi
Lineage: Eukaryota; Euglenozoa; Kinetoplastea; Trypanosomatida; Trypanosomatidae
Exons: 1
Source: RefSeq, a predicted model, not a curated record
UGUUUGGAUAUUUUUGAUGUUCGUGUUUUUCCUCGUCUAGUUUUCACGGAGGUGAGGUCUGGGAGUGAAAUGCCAGGACCUGCCAGUGGUUCUUCCUUGGUAACGUUGCUGCCGAACCUCAACUUCCAUGUUUUACAGUCUCAUGGAGAAGGGUUGAUUUUUUGCGAUAAUGCGGUAAAAGAGUUUCCAUGGAGGGAAGAGAAGCGUGGGGGUUUGCCACAACUUCCGUUUCGGCGUCCUGUUGCUCACGAGUUCUCUUUGCUGAGUGGUUCCCGUGGUGCGAUAAAGUCGUUUCUUGCAGAGGGUGGGUGUUUAUUCUUGCUUUGUGGUACGGGAAAGGUUUCAGCAGAACUCCACAAGAUGUGUGCUGCCGCCGUAAAUGAGGCUAGUCUCUGGUGGUCGCAAGAAAUAGGACUUUUUUCGGAGCGACUGAAGAACCGUUUGACGUCAUCUUCACGGGGAACUUUGGCUCCUACCGAUUGUUUUGCUUCUGAACAGGUGCCCGGAAAUCCUCAUUGGUCUACUACAUCGGACGUUUGGGCUUCCGUGACGCCUGCAGCAACUUUGGUGGAGUCGUCUGCGGCGGCAACGAAUGAGCAGAUGCCUUAUUUACCUGUUUAUUUUUUUGACGCCGUUGUAGAGGAGACUGCGAUGGGCAAUGAUCUUGAAGCAGAGUCUCAGAAUGGGAGUGAUGGUGGUGAAGGCCACACUAGCAGCGCAUGUAAAGAGGAAAAAGCUUUGCUGCAGGAAUACGUUCUCUCUGAGGUGCUUGAGGAUGCGCAUCUGCUGCCACCGGUUGAAGGAGAACCGUUCCUUCUUUGCGUUCAAUGGCCUGGACGACGCGCUGCCGUGCUUCGACAAAAAUUUGAAUAUGAAAAUGGUUCAGGACCGGCAUCUGCAAUAUCCCUGCGUUCAUCCUGCAGCACUGGUACUAAUGCACCACAUUCUAACAGUUAUGUGACAUCAGGGAACGCAAUGUUAUUGGAUGCACGGCAGGUGGGCAUGGCUGCGUCUUCAGGAGCCUCUACGGUGCCAUGCCAAUGUCCUGGCUAUCUUUCUGCCGCAAUGCGGUUGGAACCUUCACCAGGGCUGUAUUCGUCGAAUCCACUGUGCUCAGUGCCACAUGUGAAGGCAUUUAUAGCUCAGCAUGCUGUGUGGCGACGUCGUUAA